AUGGAGAAUCAUAGGAGUUUGAAUCUGAAGCUCCUCCUUCACCGGCGCCGUCUUUGUAGCUGGGAUAUGUACGCCGGCGAUUCCUGCAACAAUGAAGCUUCUAGGUCUGACCUAGAUGCGAUAACCAGGAAAAAGAAGAAGAAGAAUGAAGAAGAAAGAGGAACCCCCAAGGAGAAACGGAGGUGGAGUUUCAGAAGAUCGUCACCAUCAUCAAGAACAGAAAAUGCAGCCCAUAAGAGUACUAGAUCAUUUGACUCUGUUAUUGUUAGUGAACAACUAACAGAAAAUGUUUUAUUUAUGAAACAUCAAAAUGAUCAAAAGAACAACUUUAGUACUGCUUAUUCUUCUGCAACAAGGAUUCAGGCAGCAUACCGCGCUUAUUUGGCAAGACGAGCUUUGAGGGCAUUGAGAGGACUAGUGAAGUUACAAGCACUGGUAAGAGGUCACCUUGUAAGGAAAGGAACGAAUGCAACUCUAAGGAGGCUGCAUGCUCUGAUUUCGAUCCAAGUCAAGGCUCGAAUCCAAAGAAGUCAGCUAGCAGCAGCAACAACUCAAUACCUUAUAAACAGUCAGAAGAAGAAUGUUGAAAUAUUGCAGAGGAGGAGUUACCAAUUAUUAUAUGAUGAUAAUGAUUUGCCUAAUUAUAUGUCUAAUACAGAAUCUUCAAAAGCAAAAAAGGACAGCAGCAGGUCACAUAGCGAACCUAAACAACGGCCCAUCAAAGAAAAGAAGACCAAAAGAUCUAUGUCAAAUAACAGGAUCCAACAUUUUCAACCGCUCAAGACCGCAUGCCCAUAA
Messenger RNA from Impatiens glandulifera, 798 nucleotides. RefSeq names its product protein IQ-DOMAIN 19-like. Gene Ontology annotation, molecular function: protein binding. Lineage: Eukaryota; Viridiplantae; Streptophyta; Magnoliopsida; Ericales; Balsaminaceae. The record is from RefSeq and is a predicted model, not a curated record. The transcript is spliced from 3 exons. Bases 1 to 798 code for a protein of 265 amino acids.